AUGGACGUGGCUGAACUGACCCGAUAUGAAAAUAUUACACCAGACGCUGCAGACUACGCUCACAGCGGGAUGCCAGACUCGCUACUGGAGGUUGCGGAUAAGGUUUGUCAGCGAUUACAGCUUUUUUCAAAGAAAACAUAAUUAUUGGCAGUUAGUGUUUUGGAACUGUUGCUAAUACUUAUUUUGAAACAGGCUCACUAGAAUAUACUCCUAAUCUGAAAUUAGUAAGACGAACGUACAAAAUAUUGAUUUGCAGCUGCUACCUCCAUUGUUUCCUAUGGAUAUCCUUUAUUACUCAGUUUCCAUUAACUUAAAAUUCAUCACAUGGCAGACCAAAUUUGUGACUUAUCAAUUUUUAGUAAAGUCUUAAAAGUGUGCACACCCGUUGACCAAUUUUGAAGUCAGUAUUUUUCAAAAUGUAUUUUCUCUGUAGGAUAUUUUAGAGUCUAUAUACAGUCAAAUCUCUCUGUCAACUCGUAUUUUCCAACCACCGUUAGUUUUUGGCCUGUUACCGCCGAUAGCGCAAAGCAGUGAGGCGUUACACUUGGAGGAAUACUUGAGCUAGCCUUCAAAAACAAUUUUUCAGUCGCCGCUCUAGAUUAGGUGUCCAAUGCCGGUUCCAUUCCGUCGAUUUUAUCUUUGUUGUCCCUAUAAAAACGUACAGAGUCGUGAGUUUUGGCAAAAGAAUAGGGUGUUUUAUGAAAUUCCUUCGUCCGAUCCACCCGUUUGACCAGAGCUCUUCAUUUUAUUUCUGCGCGCACAACAGUAGUCUACACGAUAUUUACCUUCUGUUACUUUGCACGCUUAAAGUCUAAAUCCGAAAUGUUGCGUCAAACUGUCAAACGUUUGGUUGACUCCGACAAUCUGGUCGACAAUUCACUUUUUAACCAACAAAAAACAUAUUAAAAUCUACUUCGAUUCUGCACGAUCGUCCUUAGUAAAAUGAAAGUUCUGCUUUUUACAAACGAUUAUAUAGAACUGGACGUGGUUUUCAAAACCAUUAUCUUAGUGCAUACUAUGACUGCCCGGUAGGUCUUUGCCUGCAGGCAUAGAAACGUUUUCCAACAAUCCAAGUCACCUUUAUAAGCUGAACAUAAAUGAUGCUUAAUCACAAAGUGACUAAGCAUAGAGUACUUGUUGUUGUCACACAAUGACAACGUUAUUGAUUUGAACUUUCUAUUAAAAGAGUGAUAAGGCGUUAACUGGGCACUAUCGUUACCUGAAAAGUUCCUGGUGAAUAUUUGUAAGCUGUUUCUGCAAAUAACAAUGCCCAAGUGACACUUAACUUUUCGGGGGGCUCUAAGCCCUAACAAAAUGGUACGCUUUCGCAUCGAUAAUUAAUUCCUUUAAGUUUGCUGUAACUACAAACUAUCUAGACUAAGAUGCAAAAUUAAAAUAUCAAAGAGGAAAUCCGCCUUACAUUUGGUUAACCGAUGCAUUAUGUUUACAAGUAAGGUGUAUUUUCCCUCAAAAUAGGUCUUAAGGCUUUUCUUCUAAGGACAUUUUGGUAUCCGCGUAAGUAGCAGUUCUGAAAUAUCAUGCUUUAGGCUUAAAAGCUGAGUUGCUGGAUUAAGAUAUCAGAAGGCUAAUAUAAGUUAUGGGAUCCAGAUAACAGUGUUGAUAUUUAAUUCAUCAGAGUGUUUAAUAGGUGUCAAAAUCCAAAGCAUUGUCAUUCGCUGUUCCGUUUAUACUUAUAUUUACAGUAGGUGGGCCUAAUCAUGAAAUCUCAAAAGAAAUGCCGAAAUGCGUUUCCGUUUCGAAAAUACUAAUUAAUUAGGGUUGAAAAACGAAUUAUCAUGCAGCAUAUUUUUCUAAUAAUUCAUUUACCCCAACACUUUUAUUAUUGAACCUAAGGUGUGGAAAACAGGCCGACAUAAAUUCGGGUUUUCGGGAUACCAUAAAAAGCCAAAACGGCGUUUCCUGACAAAUUUGAUUAACAAGCACAUCGUUUCUAAAUUAAAGAUUGUAAUCUUCUACUUCCACAGAAGCUUUCAAAGUGGAGUCAGUAGGCAACCUUGCAUGUCUCCUCUGACGCGCGGGACGAAACGAUAUUUUCAGACAUUGCCAGUCGAGCGUUUACUUGAAAGGAAAUUUUGCAUACUAUUUAUUUCUAAAAGCUUUCUUAUUAGAAGGACGGAAGUGGGCGUUUCCGUCGGACCGUAGAGUUGUGGUCCUCAGUUUACCAAGUUGUCGCAUACGUAUGAGUAAUCAAUAGCCCAGGAGAAAUAUCGGCAGAAGUAACGUGUACUAGCUUACGCUGACAAAUAAACGGGGAAACACAUAAAAGUCUUCUUUCAUUUCGGCAGUUGCACCGCCCAACGACUGGCAUAAACAUAAAGAGAAAAACAAGUGAUUUAAAAAAUAAUUUACUGAAAGUUUUUUGAACAGCAAACACUUAGUUGAUAAUAAAACAAGAAACUUUUGAACUCUUUAUAAUCACUUUUUUUCAUCUGAUUUAUAGUCUAAGCCUGAAAUAUCCUCCAAAAACACUGCCGGCCAUUGCGCACAUAUUGUGAAUUCGUGACACAUCAUUUGCAAUUCCGAACUAAAUUUUCACUGCGGAAUAAUAUGUCCAAAAAUAGUGCCUAACUGUCAUUGUACGCUAGUAAAGAACAGCGUUCAUUUUGCCGAAAUUGGUCCACUGAGGUUUAGCCUUUAUAAUCUCACGACGACUUCGAGAUCUCCUUGGUGUACAAACCAGUGUAUACCGUCCUUGCGGCCACUCCUGUAGAUUGGCAAGAUGUUGUAAACAACCACGUCAUAAAGAGAAAAUAGUAAGGAUUUGAGCGGCUGGAAUUACGUAUGAAUCUAAAACUAGUCCCGUCAUAAUUCGCCUUUACUUAUACAAAACAUGACGCAAAUAAUGCGAUAGGGAAAUAUAUUUUUAAACUUCGACCACCUGUACUGAUAAGUUCUAGCUAAGCAGACCAUAUAGAAAACAUUUUGUGAUAUAGGUUCCUUUAAGGGACUGAUCCGCCUUUUAGCUGAAGUUCAUAAAAUGUUGCAUGACAUGUAAAAUAAUUGUAAAAGGUUAAAAAUAGUCUGUUUUCCACUUUACUUUUUAAAUCUUUAAACAAAUGAUCGCAAAAUCUUCAGAUAUCGGCAAAAAUGUCAUCUUUGCCAUUGAAUUUUUGUUCUUGUUACGCAAUUCACAGCGUUACCAUCGCACACAACGAUGUUUUACUCGACACUUGGUUAAGCACAUUAGUCAGUGCACUAAGACAAGGUUUAAAUGUCUUCUAGCCAAAUUGCAAUAACUGCGUUGUGCGAUAGAAUAAAAACAGCCUUUCAUAUGGUAUGAAGAUAAUAAGCCAUAUCUUUAACACGUUUCAUGGAAUCAAGUGACUUUUAUGAACCCUACAUGACCUUUACUGAAUGUGUGCUUAUCUUCGCCAGCGACAAAGAGGGGGCAAACUGGCAAUCACUGCCUUGAAGUAAAUAAUGUUUUAAUAAGUAAUUUGCAUAUAAUGAGUAAAUUUAUAAAUAGGUUGUGCACACUUAGCUAUAAAGAAACGAGUUCGUUUUUUGGUGAUAAACGGAUUUCAGCAACUUGCAAAGAUGUAGAAGAUCUGCAACACGAACUAGCAAAAUUAUCAGACAAAUCAAAACUAGCAACUCUUUAACUGCAAUGAGAAACAGAAGAAUGCUGUGUGUGAUCCAAGUCAACACUUUAUUGCAUAACAAACCAAAACGACUGUCUCUACCUCGGUGACUUAUCAUGUACGAAUGGAUGAAAAAGUGCAGACGGUUUCACGAAGACCAACUCACCUACUGUUUUAGUAAGAAAAUUAUCUUAAUUCCCAUAUCCAAAAGCGAGUGCAGCCAUAGUAAAAAAUUCCAAAUGUUUCAAAAUUCCCUUGGGCAUCCUCGGACGACUGCAUACAACCAAAACGCCGACUGCACAAAGAUAAACGCAUUCAGCCUAUUCUUGAAGUUGUAAUCUCUCAAAAGAAAGCGGUUUGCUCUACUUUUUAACAUAACCUUGGAAACAUUUUUGCAAACGAAACCCUAGCAAAAACAGUUGAUUAAAGUAAACAUGAAAAACAAAAUAAGAACGCGCAUUCAUGCUAUUUCUGUAUUUUGUCACUUUCAUUAUAUCCUUAGCUGCUGACCUUUACUUUCAUGAGUAGUUUCCGUGAUGUCAGAAUCUCAAGUAGACUUAAUUUUGUUUGUUUUAGUACUCCAAGUCGUCGAAAUAAGAAUCAAGUAUGCUUAUUAGUUUUCGUAUCUUGCCUUUAAAAAACAAAGUCAACGAAAUGCUGAGCCAAACACGCGCACAAAACCAGUAAUUCAGUAUAAUAUAAGUUCUAUUUAGGUAUUUUUAGUAAGAGUAAUCCGAUAGUUAUUGAAAGCUUUCAAAGGAACAAAAAUAUGAAGGAAAGCAUAAGUAUUAUGUCGACAGGGAAUCAAAAAUACGAGAGUGAAUACAAACUUAACCAAGUAGCGCGGUCAAUACUUUUUCGAUCAUGUCUCUCCUCAAAAUUAAGUGGCACAUACUGAAUCAAAAAGCCAGAAACAUUUCACGACCACACACAUCAUACUAGUUAAUAUUUCAUGCUUACCCGAGUUUACUGUCCGUGAGUUACUGCAGCCCCGUUUUGCACCUGCUUUAUGUCGCUGACAAUCAAUUUUCUAUAGACAUUGAGUCAAGACAGUCCGUUUCGGAUCAUGGACGGUCAGGAGUUUCUAUUUUAGCGGCUGCAGAGCUGGCCAACAUAGCUCACAUAUUGAAAAGAGAAUCAAGUUCCGGUGGGGACUUUGGUUCCUUUGAAUAGUAGUUGCUAUUGAGUUGCUCGACCUUACUAAAAUGUCUCAGUUAUUAAUUCUGAGGAACGUCUCGAUAAUUUACUUCUCGUCAUUAAAAACUAAUUUCUUAAGAAGGAACUCAAUUUACCAAUAUUAAGUUGCAGACUUAGCUUAAGAAAUGCUAAUUGAUUUUUACAUUUGAGAGACUGAACUAGGAUCCAGUGGACUAAGGAAUUUGACAUGCUUAUGAUAGUUGUGCCAUCGUAUCUAUCCUGAUUGACAAGCGUACUGCGACGAACCCUGUCUCGUCAUAUACCUUCAUUGUAGAGUUCUCAUGGGUGACGGCUCAGUUAUAUACAAUGAUUAAUUUACAGAUUUGUAAGUGUAGUCGUCUCUGAUGAUUGGUUCGAAUGACGACUUUUAUAUGCUUUAAAUUUCGAGUUCGUUUCUAGUGACGAUUCACAUAACGCCGCUGGUGUCUACGGUAAACAAAUCCGUGCUUAUGGUGGGAAAGUUCGUUGUCUUGUUUGGAAGCCAGAAAAAAGCUUAGUUUAAGUGCCUGAAUAAUGUACAUUAUCUAGAAAGUUUUUACUGAGGUUAAGUAUAUAAUGGCGCAUAGAGUAUUAUCACGGCGUUUGUUUGUACAAAAGACAGGUAAAGCUAAACAAUGAUUAUUUUCGCGCAAAGGAACACGACAGCUGAACAGCAAACAAAUACCGACAGUAUGCAUACGGCAACUAACGCGCUCGGCAAAAUCUCGAACAUAAACAAAAUGAUCAUGUUUUUAGUCAUUACUACUAAGAAAUUGUCAAAAAGUACAACUUGCCUGACAUUGCAGUUUCAAAAUGGAGUUGGCCAUUCGAAGACCAUUUAGACCAAUUGCGCUAACGGACAACCUAGAGAGUUAUAGUUCAUGAAUUUUGUGCUUUUGGGCAAACCGUGCCCCAUGGACUUUUUAAGGAUCACUCCGGCUCUUUUUGAAUCCGCCAAUACCCCUCGAAAGAAUAAGCAUUUUUACUAUUCCAAUAUAAUAGGUAAAUGGAAAAUAGGCAAAAUAUCAGACAACAUUAGCAGAAAAUUAUUUAAAUUCGGCAACGGCAGAGGUAAGAUAACAGUUGCACGAAAAUGCAAUUAUAAAUAUUUUUGUGCAGAAGCAAACAAGUAGAAUUAGAAUUACCUAACUUCUAAAAGAGAUUACCCAUGGUUAUUUCUUCAAGUCAAACGUUACAUAGACGUUUUCGUUGUCUAGAGAGUUCUUUAAUUUGAAGUUGAAUAACUGGUCUUCAUAAUUUUGUUAUAAUGAGGCUUUUGAACAUCCAAAGUUUAAACUCUGUCGCAAUCAAAAGUCGACAUAGCAGAACGCGAUAUAGGUCGCUUAAAAUGGAUGGCUAACAAGACGUUAUACUUCGCUCUAAGCCUUCAGAGGGCGACCGAUUAUAAAACGUAUAGCGUCCUCCAUCAAACUAGGAGGGGUAUCGUGCGAUGAAUGGAUUGUGAUUGCUUCAAUAGACAUGUUGGUCCAAACAAAAGAUGAAAGAGAGAUCAGAUUAAGUCAAUUUGACGACAGUGAUAUUAUUACCGUAAUUAAAGACUGCCCGUUGUUUCUAAAAGCGGAUUUUUCCUAUCGGUAAUUCCUACUGCUACUCCGCAUGUCUACUCAAAAAUAAUCUGAAACUCUUCUCCCUCGGAAAACCCUACUCUGCUUUUAAGUGUUUUGCAAAUUUUUAAAUGCCUUAAUUGAAUUAUGAUAACCUAACUUUAUCAUUAAAUAAUAUCGACUGAACCUUAAACUAUCGUAUUGCUACUUUAUGUUUGACAAAAGAAUUGCCCUUCUGGCAAUAGUCAAAUGCAAAAAUAAAUUGGUUAUUGAUAAUACUAACAGUUAGAGAGAACCCGAAGAUAUUUUUUGCGAACUUGUUUGUCAGCCUAACCUUCUCCUAAAAGUAUUGUUUAUUUGUUGGUAUAUCUUCUAACAUGACUUCAAAUACCCUGAUAUACAGCAAAACUGGAGCGUAUUUUCAAACUUUUUAUUAUAAAUAUUGAAGCUAUUUUAACGUAAAUUAGUACUUUUUAAUUGAAUUUCUGCAAGGGCAGUACUCAUCAACUUGUGCCGAUUCGACCAGGCAAAAUUAACCCAAAUAAUUUUCCUCUCCUUCAGCAUAACGAGUCACGGCUUUCGGAUGUAUUCUUCUCACCUCACAGGCAGACAACGCUGAUUAAUAAUUCAAGAGAAUGGCGUCAGUCGAUGCACAACUUGUCUCAUUUUAGUCAGCAUGUUUAUCUGCGAGACCGUUGGCCACAGACGCUGGCGAAUUUUCAAUCAGUACAAGCCUGGCUAGUGCACUUCAUUAUCUUCUUCGUGUUGCCAUUCUUCUUUCUUUGUUUGGCUAGUUUUCGACUACUUUACGCGGUGCGAAUGUCCAGCCGAUUUGUACGGCAGCACUGUAUCCGUGGAGGCGCAGAGUUUAAGAGUACACUGCGCGAGGAGGCUCGCAUGACUAUCCUUGUUCUCUGCCUCAUUGGAGCCUUUUUCACCUGUCAAAGUCCUUUUGUUGUCUACUCUGCCUGCCGAAAGGUGGGUAUUCUGUCAACUCCCAGCAGAGGUCACAGUCUUCUGCGUGCCUUUAUAAUUCUGGCGCUGGCUCUCAAAACCGACUGCACAUUUGUUUUUCACUGUUGGCUAAACCAACGUUUUGCCUUGGCACUGCGUCGAAUGCUCUGUUCUUUCUCCGCCAGCAAACGUAACGUCCGGUGUAAUCGGAGUGUUGCCAGCUCUGCAGAGAAUUCGGCUAUGAGCAACAGAUUCCACGACGAAAGACGGCUAGUAGACCUAAAUUCUAGGAAAAAAGAAAAUCGCAUAAAAUACCUUCUACAGGAGAUCAAACGUCCGGCUGUCGAAAAGAUGCAAGAGAGGGAUAUCCAGUGGCCUUUCAAGGAAGUGACCUGCAAUCCGAGUCUUUGUGCAGCACAAAUGCCAAAGAUUGAGAACAGGAUAGCCAAUGAGAAGCUACCUCUGCGUAUCCUUCCACUGCCUGAAAAUCAUGAUUCAGCAGAUCACAUGAAGCGGCCAAAUGUCUACAAAGAGUUGACAAAGCUUCCUCCUGAAAUGCAACAAGGACGUUGUGGAAGCAAUUCCAUUCAAGAAAUCUGCUCAGGCUUUGCAAAUAAAGCCCUAAAUUUACCGAUUGCGGCAAGCGAUAGGGCGCUGCAAGAGCAAGUUCAAGAGGAGCUGGCUGCAAAUUUGCCUCAAGAAAAGAAAAGAAGGCAUAGUUCUUUUAAAAGAUCGCACCAGCAAGAGGAUCAGAUUGGCCCUCGGUGGUUUUCGGAGAAUGACCUGUGUACAUCCUGUACAACAACGGCCUGUUCCUGUAAUUCUUCCUGUAAUCUGAAUUAUUCUCCUGGUCAUUCUUCAGCCUGCUCAUCAGCAUACUGCGCGUCUGUCGUGAUCUCACAGCCAGCUUAUCAAACCAGGGCUCCGUCAACGACGCAAUUUAUUAAUUCCACUAAGCGACUUUCCAGCAUCGUCCAGUAA
Molecule: messenger RNA, 8278 nt
Organism: Spirometra erinaceieuropaei
Lineage: Eukaryota; Metazoa; Platyhelminthes; Cestoda; Diphyllobothriidea; Diphyllobothriidae
Source: the annotation of a GenBank genome assembly